This is a messenger RNA of Tribolium castaneum (red flour beetle), 1434 nucleotides long. RefSeq names its product trichohyalin. The record is from RefSeq and is a predicted model, not a curated record. NCBI's taxonomy places the organism in Eukaryota, Metazoa, Arthropoda, Insecta, Coleoptera, Tenebrionidae. The coding region runs from base 355 to 1377 and encodes 340 amino acids. The transcript has 4 exons.
AUUGGGGUAAUAAAUAAAAUACAAGUUGCGGUGGAUUAUUUAUUAGAUAACUAUGACAACAAUUAGCGAAUCGUAAAACGCAGGUGUCCAUUAAACGUCAAUAACCAGGGGCACCAGCCGGAUACCGAAACUCCCAAUCCUCAAAAAACGUUUAAUCACGAUUAAUUUAUCACACAGUUUGACUCCAAAAUCUAAUAAUUUUGCAUAAAUCGUAAUUUUAAUUAAUCCCAACUUUGCAAAUCAGCGCGAAUUCAAGUUUUGUUCGCUUUACUUGGGAAAUUUGGUUUGUGAAUUGGUAGUACAAAACGUCAAGUUUCAAAAGGUUAAAUUUGAAAUUGUAAAAUUUUUGUUAAAAUGAGGGACUCUUUGGAAGCUUUCGAAAAAACAUUAGAGAGUAUAAACUCAAAUUGGAAUUUACAAAAUAACCUUGUCGAUUUGAUUGAAAAUUUGAAUAAAAACUUGGAGUCAGAGCGCGAGACAACCACGAAAUUACAAGAGCAAAUUCAGAGUUUGAUGAAACAGGAUAACUUCGGUAUUACCUCCAAAUACGUUGCUUUGAAAGCUGAAUGUGCUGAGCUGAGAGAAAAGUUGUCGACGCUAAAGAAUGAAAACGACGACUUACAAAUCCAGCUCCUUGCAAAGUCUGAAGAAACUAAACACCUAUUAAUGGAAAAAGAGAGAGAGUUGCGUUCAUAUUACUCAGCUUUAUUGAAACAAAAAGAUGAGGAAAUAAGACAAAAAGAUAAGGAAAUUCAGAAUACGAAACAAAGUUUGCAGAAGAAAGAACAGCAACUUUAUAACGAAAUUCAGGCUGCUGAAGCCUCCUCAGCGAUUGAGUUGGACCAUGUGCAGUCGAAUUUCAAAAAACAACUCGCUGACUCGAAUAAGAAGCUGAAAGACAGCAUGGAGACUUGUAACGUCUUGAGACUUGAACUAAUGUCUGUGAAAGAGCAGUUUUGCGAGUAUAAGCAGUCGUCAAAUCAAAAAAUUGCAGAGCUUCAAAAGCGGUUCCGCGAAUCGCAAAGUGUGGACCAACUUUCAACCAGCUCGUCCCUUAAUCAGGAAGCUCCAUGGAACAGUGGAGCCAACACUUCUGGUAAUAUUAUAGAAAGCAAAUACCAGUCACUGGAUGUUACUUCCAAAACCUUUACAACUUGUGACACCCCGAUCAAUUUGAAGAAAACCACGGUUUAUCGAGGCUCCGGAAAAUUUUUCAAUACUUCAAACAUUCGGAAAACCAAAAGCGCUCUACCGCCCCCAAUAGAGUUAAGAAAUUCAGCCAAAAAUGAAGCAAAGUCGGUCGUCAAUAAGAGGCGCAAACUGUACGACCCCACCGACUUGUCGUAUUUGAACCUUGAUGUUCCGCAUAAAGAGUAGUAAUUAGUGCUGUUUUGUAACGUCUUGUUCGCGUCAAAUAAAAUGCGAGAAAUUCCA